Procambarus clarkii (red swamp crayfish) is the source of this 8469-nucleotide messenger RNA. RefSeq names its product sidekick cell adhesion molecule (gene sdk). Gene Ontology annotation, biological process: cell-cell adhesion. Lineage: Eukaryota; Metazoa; Arthropoda; Malacostraca; Decapoda; Cambaridae. The record is from RefSeq and is a predicted model, not a curated record. Gene Ontology annotation, molecular function: protein binding.
CCCCUGGAUACCGUCGGGGGAAGGUGUGUGCUGGUCCCGUGUGUGUGUGUGUGUUAAUGUCUCGCUGCAAUGGCCUGGAUUGUGUUCUCAAGUUCUUGUAAAAAGGAACCGUGAUUUAUAAAUGAAUUAAAUUAUCGAAUAAGUUUAUGAUCGACUGCCUAAUGGUAAUAAAGCAGGCAAGGAGCAUUUAGCGACACCUGCGGCUGAGUAACUCAGGUGUGCGAGAGGUGAAUUUUUCUCAGGUGAUCCCAGUAAACUUUUUAUCAAGUCGCCGUGUUAAGUUUUUGUGAUUUAAAUCGUUAAGAAACGCAAAUUUUCGAGCGAUUGGAAAAGGAAUUGGGCAUGUAGUAGGUGCAGGGAGGACUUGUGAUCACGUGGCUGGUGUGUGUGUUGAAGGAGUGUGUGAAGAAGUGACUUGUGUCGCCCAAGAUGGGGAAGGUGGCGGCGUUCCUCCUGAUCCUGCUGAGUUUGUCCUCGUCUCACGCUCAAGGUCGUGUACAGGCGCCGCGCUUCAUCGGUGCCCAGGUGGCCACGGAGAGUGUCGUCAGCGAGGGUCACACCAAGAUCCUUCAGUGCCAGGCCCUAGGAUACCCUCAGCCAGAGUACCGAUGGGUGAGGGACGGGGAGCCCCUGGGACAGUUCUCCAGCGAGCACUUCUACAAGAUCGCCUCCGUCACCAGGGGCGACGCCGGAGACUACCGCUGUGUGGCUCGCAACUCUGCUGGUGCUAUAUUCUCUGCCAGGACCUCCUUCUCUGUCGCAUAUAUGAGUGGAUAUAACAACACAGAAGAUACCGUCAUGACAGUACAAGCUGGUGAAGCAGCUAUUCUCUCUCUCCCUCCACUGGAUUCAUAUCCUCCACCCUCUGUCACAUGGCAGGCGGACGACGGUUCCUUACUGUAUGGGAUCAAAUAUGUCAUCACAGACCCCGACAACCAGUUCAUUAUUUUGGCAACUCAUCCUACAGAUAUGAAGACUUACAGUGCUCGUAUUACCAACACUCAGCUUGGCUUAGAAGAAGUGAGUGGAGGCAUUACUCUGAUUGUGGAGGGCGAUAAAGGAGAAAAUGAGGAGAUUCCUCCAUCCAUCAUUGUUCCUCCUUUCAACACUACCAUCAUCAAGGACUCUAGUAUUGCACAUUUACAGUGUAUUGCUAAUGCAAGACCACUUUACCAGUUAGAAACGCUUUGGUUCAAGGAUGAUGUACCUAUAGAGCAGUCUGGAGUUGUUUUUUCCUUCAAUGGCCUGUGGAAUCGUACUCUUAGUCUUCUCCAGGCUGACCUGAAUUAUGCAGGCACUUACAAAUGUCAAGUUCGCCUGCGUACCAGUAUUGAUGAGCCGAUUCAAGCUGCUGCACAAGUUGUCAUCCAUGAUCGCCCAAAGCUGAAAGAGCAACUUCCUGUGGACACAUUUGCUGAUUUAGGCAAAACACUGACUAUUCCCUGUUCUGCAACUGGGAUUCCUAUACCUUAUAUUACCUGGUACAGAGAUGCUGUAAAUGUUAUCACCCUCGAUGAUAACAGGUAUCGAGUUCUUCUCAAUGGAUCUCUGGCCAUUUCUGCCGUUCAUAUCAAUGACACUGGGAUGUACCAGUGCUUGGCCACUAAUGUUGCUGGGGAAACCUCGGCCUACACUUGGCUCAAAGUCAAAACGCGGUGGGGCGAUCUUCCCUCUAAUCGUGUACACAGGUCAUUGAGAUCCAGGGCCCUUGCUCCCUAUCCAUCUGCUCCCGUUAUGUUGUUAGCACCAGCGAACAAGACCGUGCUGGAUGGUCAGGAUGCUACAAUUUCUUGUCGAGCAGGCGGAGCUCCUCAGCCCAAUGUUACCUGGUUAUAUAAUGAUGACCUGGAACUUGUGGAGAAUGGUCACUAUCAGAUCUUGAGUUCAGGAGACCUGCUUAUUGCUGGGGUCAACACCCGAGAUGAGGGAAAAUACACCUGUCUUCGUUCCAAUGAAGCCGGAACUGCCUCAGGAAAUGCUUGGCUCGCAAUCCUAGUUAAAACUCAGAUAUCACAGCCGCCAGUGGAUACACGAGUCAUAUUAGGUCGGGUGGCAACACUACAGUGCAAGGUGUCCCAUGCUGCAACUGUGGCAGUGCAGGUCCAGUGGUUCCAUGGAAAUAAUGUCAUUGACCCUGAAGGAACGCCUCGGAUCAGUGUGCGGCAAGAUGGAACACUGGAGAUACAAGAAGUCCGGGCAGCUGAUGUUGGUCUCUAUACUUGUGUGGUGAUAUCAUCUGGUGGAAAUGAAACUCGUUCUGCAAGCUUGGAGGUGAUCGAGCUACCUUACGCUCCAACUAGUGUACGUGCUGAACGAACACCACGCAUCCCAAAGUCUGUGCAAGUUUCUUGGACUCCAACCUUUGAUGGAAACAGUCCUAUAAUUAAAUUUAUUGUACAGAAAAGAGAGGUCCCCACUGAAGGAAUAGUUGAUGAUUUGGGUCUGAACUGGGUGACUGUGGUAACCAAUGUGAGUGCAACUACCACUGAAGCUAUAGUUGGGGAGCUGAGACCUUCCACAGGUUACCAGUUCCGGGUGUCAGCUGUGAAUCAUGUUGGUGAAGGGUCUCCAUCCGAACCAUCCAACACUGUUAUACUCCCUCAGGAAGCUCCGUCAGGGCCUCCCCAAGGCUUAGUGGGCUCUCCUAGAUCAUCUACAGAAAUUAUGAUACAAUGGGAAGCCCCUCCAGAAGAUGAGAGAAAUGGAGUACUUCUUGGGUAUAUGGUACGCUACAGACUCUGGGGAUACAAGGAUGCACAAUGGUACUACCGCAACAUUACCAAAGAGAACCAGCACAAUUAUCUAAUUGGAGGUUUAAUAAUUUGGAAAGACUAUGAGAUUCAGGUUGCUGGAUAUAAUGUCAAAGGUGUUGGCGUUUACUCUCGGAGUAUUCGUCUCAAGACAAAAGAGGGAAUCCCUGCAGCACCACCGAAGAAUGUUAAAGCCACAGCUGUGAGCUCAACCUCCAUCAAAGUUUCAUGGAAACCUCCAGAUCCCUGGAUGAUAAAUGGAAUUAAUCAGGGAUAUAAAGUUCAAGCAUGGCAAAAUAAACCUGAGGGCUCAAUUGAACCAGAUAAAACCCGGACUGUUCCUCCAAGCCCAUACCCUGAUGCUAAUGAAUCUGCAGAACUCACUGAACUGAAAAAGUUCACAGUAUACUAUAUUACAGUGCUUUGUUUUACACAUCCAGGAGAUGGCACACCUUCCACUCCAAUAAAGAUUCAAACGCUGGAGGAUGUUCCAGAUUCAGUGGUAAACCUGAAAUUUGAGGAUAUAAGUGAUCGAUCUGUGAGGGUGUUGUGGGACGAGCCUGAACACAGCAAUGGCAUUCUUAAAGGCUACACUCUCUCUUAUAUGGUGAAGGACUCGCCUCACACCAAAAUUCUUCAAAAUUUAACUGCUGAUGUUACAACCUUUAUGGUCACUGAACUAUCAGCCACUACUUUCUACACAUUUGAAGUGUAUGCAUGGACCUCUGUAGGGCCAGGUAUACCAGUCAUUGCAACCCUACAAUCAGGUGUUAAACCAGUCCUACCAGAGCCACCUACACGUCUAGCCGUCUCCAACAUUCAGGCUUUUUCGGUUGUGCUUCAAUUUACUCCAGACUUUGAUGGCAAUGCUUCUAUUUCUAAGUGGACUGUGCAGGCACAGUCUUCCCGUAGCAGCACUUGGGAGACCAUAUAUGAAGUUUCUGCACCAGAUGCCACUACAAUUACAGUGCAAAACCUCAUCCCAUAUACAAAGUACCGCCUGCGACUUAUUGCAAACAAUGUUGUUGGGUCAUCGACUCCCUCUGAAUCAUCUCCAGAUUUCCAAACUCUUCAAGCAGAGCCAGCUCAUCCACCAUCAAAUAUGACUGUGCGAGCCAUGUCUUCCACUCAGCUUCGAGUUCGGUGGAUUCCUCUGCAGCAGUUUGAAUGGUAUGGUGCACCUCAGGGUUACCGUAUUCGAUAUCGACCAGUUGGAUGCAAGUGUGACUUUUCUGAAGACUUUGUGUACGACAACACUGCAAAUUCGCAUCAGCUCGUAACUUUGCAGGAGUACACACAAUACGAAGUGACAAUGGUUGCAGUAAAUGAUAUUGGCCCAUCUUCUCUGGCUCCUAUUGCAGUAGAAAGAACUAGAGAAUCAGUGCCAAGUACUGGACCAGAUAAAGUGAGUGCAAAUGCAACAUCAUCGACAACAAUUGUGGUGCGGUGGGAAGAGGUGCCCAAGAUCCACCAGAAUGGUAUCAUAGAGGGGUACAAGGUGGUUUAUGUAGGCAAAAACAUGAAGCCACAGGAGAAAGUGAUCCGCACCAAUAAUACGUUUGCUGCAACCAUAACACAGCUGCGGAAAUAUUACCAAUACACGGUACAAGUCUUGGCGUAUACUAGAUUGGGUGAUGGGGCACUGUCCACUCCACCUCUCUUGGUACAGACUUAUGAAGAUGUGCCUGGACCACCAUCAGAAAUUUCCUUCCCUGAUGUUUCCUUCACAUACGCACGUAUUAUCUGGGAUGUACCUGAAGAACCAAAUGGAGAGAUAACAGCAUAUUCUAUUGUAUACCACCUAGCUGAUAGCACCGAUGUCAACAACACUUUGGAAUUUGGUCCGACAGCCCGAACGUACAAGGCUGUUGAGCUAAAACCCGAGAGCUACUACAUGUUCCUGGUAAGUGCUCGCACACGUCUAGGUUACGGCCAGGCCUUGCAAGCUCCUGUAUACACAACAAACAACAGGGAGCUGCCUGCACCUCCUUCUCGCCCUUCCGUCUCACAUUCACAAAUCACGUCUAGAAGUAUCACAUUUUCUUGGAAUCCUGGCAGGGAUGGAUUUGCUCCUAUCAGAUACUACACAGUUCAGUAUACUGAAAGCAGUAGUGGCUGGCAGACCAUUGAUGAGAGGAUAGAUUAUUCUGGAAAUAGUUACACUGCUGAGAAUCUAAAACCCUUUACUCCCUACAAGUUUCGACUUCAAGCCACAAAUGAUAUUGGGGCAAGUGGCUGGAGUGAGGGCAGUGUAGAGGUCAGGACACUACCUGCUGCACCCAUCGAACCCCCGACUGACAUCAAGGUGAUCCCCAUAACAACUAAGAGCGUGCGUGUGGAGUGGACGCCCCUCUUCCCUAAUUCCUGGAGUGGAGAUACCAAGACCGGAGGUUACAGGGUCAAGUAUCGCCAGAUAUCGGAUAUUCCCACUGCCUUCAGUAUGCAACAGAAGGAGCUAAAGGAUACGUUAGCUAGAGAAGUUGUGCUGGAAGAUCUUCAGGUGGAUACAAACUAUGAAGUGUUGGUGGUAGCCUUUAAUGCACAGGGAGAGUCGCCAUCCUCUGCCCCAACCACAGUGUAUGUGGGAGAAGCGGUCCCCACAGGCAACCCCAAAAAUGUCAAGUCUGAAGCUUUGUCAUCAACUGAAGUUAAAAUUUCCUGGGAGCAACCAGAGGAGCAAGAUAAAAAUGGAGAACUUCUUGGCUACAAGAUCUUCUAUCGAAGUGAAAAAGAUCCGGAGGGUUCGGAAGAGAUUGAAGUAGUUGGGGCAUCGACUACAAGUUACGAGUUGUUGUAUUUAGAUAUGUAUACACGCUACGUCAUUACCAUCCUAUGCUUUAACCCGGCGGGGGAUGGUCCCAAGUCCGAACCCGUGUACGCUAGAACACUGCAAGACCUCCCGGGACCUGUCGCCAACUUAAGUUUUACCGAUAUCACUAUGAACAGCCUAAAAGUGGUUUGGGAUCCUCCUGCAAGACCAAAUGGGGAAAUUGUGGGAUACCUUGUUACAUACGAAACUGCCCGGCCUGAUGAAAACUUCAGCAAGCAAGUAAAACAAAAAGUCACAUCAUCAUACUUGCUGGUGACAUCAUUGGAGGAGGAAGUUGCUUAUGAAUUUAGUGUUAGAGCACAGACUAUUGAGUACGGUCCAGAGGUACAAGCAAAUGUGACAACAGGCCCACAGCCUGGAUCACCAGCACGACCUAAAGACCUGACACUAACCAAGACUGUAUCCAGUGUAACACUACAUUGGCGUAAUAGUCAUUCUGGGAAGGACUCCAUCCUAGGCUAUUACAUUGAGGCAAGAAAAAUUGCAGCCAGCUUUGAGUGGCAGAUGUACUCAGACAAGUGGUCGGUACUGAUGAAGACGGAAACCGGCGAGGUCGAGGAGUACACAGUGUCAUACCAGAACCUGUUGCCGUCCACCCAAUAUGAAUUCCGACUAAUUGCUUACAAUAAAUAUGGCAUAUCCUACCCAGCAGUUGCUAAUGAAAAGAUUGUAACUCCAUCCAAGCGAUUUCUGGAAUAUGGAUAUCUCCAGCAGCGGCCAUUCUAUCACCAGACCUGGUUUAUGGUAACGCUGGCAGCAAUCUCAAUCGUUCUCAUCAUCAUAGUCAUUGCUGCACUGUGUGUUAAGAGCAAAACAUACAAAUACAAACGUAUUGUAGAGGAAUUGUUGUCAGCACAAGAAGCAGCUAACAAGACUAUGGAAGAGUCAUUAAAUACAGAUGAGACAGCCUUCUCCACUUUUGAAAUGCGACAGUCUAGGCGUGGCACUGUAAGCAAACGGAGUACCUUGGGACGUAGGUCUGUUGUUGGUGCCACGGCUGUCGUAAAUGCAAAAUCACCGCCACGACCCGCCCCGGCCUCCAUCACAUACUCGGAUGAAGAGACAGUAAAAGGUUAUGAUGAGAAUCCUGAUGAUUCAAGUGAACUAACCGAGAAGCCAACAGACUUGUCCUCGACUGCCUCAGAGCAGGAGUCUGAAAGCGAAAAUGAGAGCCACCAUUCAGAACCACAUUCUUUUGUCAAUCACUAUGCCAAUGUUAAUGACACAUUACGUCAGUCAUGGAGAAGACAGAAGCCAGUUAGGAAUUAUUCUAGUUACACUGACUCGGAAGCAGAAGGAAGUGCAGUGAUGAGUCUAAAUGGAGGACAAAUCAUAAUGAACAAUAUGGCUGGAUCAAGAGCACCUUUACCAGGUUUUUCUUCAUUUGUUUAGGUAAGAAAUUUUAUAUAAAUUUAGACAAUUGAAAAGACAAACUACUUUAAGUCCUUUUUGUAUGUGAUACAAUGAUGAUGAUCUCGAGAUCUGAAUCAAUGAGAAGAGUGGCUCGGGUGAAACCAAGGAAGCAAAUUGGUUACUGCCAUGAUCAAUCACCUGCAGCUUAUUUAAUGUGUGUGUCAAAUGGACACUGGUCCCCUCUUGUCUGUGAUAUGUACAGCAGUGUAAUGUAAAUAUUUGUAACUUUUAGGAAUCAUUCUCAUAAACUAUGAAUUGAACAGUGACUUUGACUAAAGGGUUUUCUGAAAUAGUCAUAAGAUACAUAUGACUCAAGCGUUUGUAUUAAGUCUGAAGUAUAUAUUAAGAGUACAUUUAGUUUUGGGGGGGGAUGGGAAAGGGGGUUACAGUUUAUUGAACUGUCAAUAAAUGAAGGUUACUAAGUUUUCAUGUAAUUAAGUCAGAAAAUUUAUUCUCAAAUGAAUCAAUGUAAGAAUAUAAUGAAAUGAAAUUAGUUAUAAGCAAAAUAUUGAAAAUCACAAAGGUAUGUUUAGAAAUAUUUCUAUUUCAUUUGUUGGGGUUAGAAUUAAUCAAAAACUUUAUUAAUUAUGUAGGCAAUUAAUGUAUCAGUUUUGUCUAAUGCCAAAGCUAGGAGCAUUCAUUAAUGUAAGAACUCUUGGCAAUGUGAAUUAACAGUAUUUUUAUGCAUUUACCAUCAAGAGUUAAUGUCCUAUUUCAUCAUCUUUACAUUACCAUAAUCAUUUCACGUGUAUUACUUGUUACUGUAACAAUCAUAAUAUUAAGCAGGCAUUAUUUCAAUAUUGUAUGUGAAUAAAUGUGAUGAAGUUUUUAAGUGCAUCUGAGAAUUUUUAUGUAUUGAAUAACAACAAACAGCUUAUGAAUUUGGAUUAGAUUUAGAAUCAAAGUUUUUAUAUAGCAUUUUCUUUGGAUUCAAACACAGAUUGAAGUGCCAUUUUUGUCUUACUGCUUAUCUUAAUUUGUUUUGAAACCUGAUAUUUCCAUAUUCAUUGUCUUGCUGUUAGUCAAAGGUGUGUGUGUUGAUCAUCUUUUUUAACUCAUAAAUGGACAAAAUCACAAAUUCUUAUGGUUCUAAGGCAGAGAUGCUUCACACAAUAUUUGAGUAGAGUAGACACAACAUUUUUGAUGCUCAAAAGUCAUUAAGUUUUAUUUAUUGCUUUUGCUGCGUAUUCAACCAUUAAACAAAGUUGAGCACGCAUAUAUGCACACUGGGUGCUGCAGUUGGCACAUUAAAUAUUUAAUGUUAUACUGUAAAUGUGGAUGCUUUCAAUUGUCGUUGCAGACAAUGUCCUUCUGCACAAGUUUUGUUUCAGUUUCAUUAAACAAAAGUAAACAGAUAUUGUGGAAGUAAUUGAGUAGCCAGGAUAUAAUGCUAGUGUUUUGUGGAUCUUUAAUGCAGUUUUUAAGCGGACUGAAAUACCAAGAAAGUGACGAUUAAGGAAUAAAUACAAAACGUAA